Messenger RNA from Colletotrichum orchidophilum, 372 nucleotides. RefSeq lists its product as uncharacterized. The transcript has 2 exons. The coding region runs from base 1 to 372 and encodes 123 amino acids. NCBI's taxonomy places the organism in Eukaryota, Fungi, Ascomycota, Sordariomycetes, Glomerellales, Glomerellaceae. The record is from RefSeq and is a predicted model, not a curated record.
AUGCUGCAUUCUGUCAGAAUCCAGAGUCACCAUUCGCCCAAUCAGCUGCCCAAGGCCCCACCUAGCUUGCGACCAUGGCGACGUCUCUUCUUUUUUCAAGUCUGGCCGGCUACUGCUUUUUGGCUGCUCUGCACUGCUCUGCUCUGUGACUCUGUUGAGUGUUUGUUCCGUCGUGCUCGUCUGCUCUCCCACCCCCGUGGAGCAAAAAGGGUAACAGUGCAGCAGGGGUCGUCGCCUUUUCCCCCAGCUAGGUCCACCAUCACCUCCAGGAGCCCCAGGCCGCCGCGAACGGUAUCAUUAUCCCACAUCAAAGCGCGCCUGAUACAUCGCAUUAUUUUUCGUUGCUCCACACCAACGCCGCGCCCAACCUGA